Messenger RNA from Symbiodinium sp. CCMP2456, 279 nucleotides. Lineage: Eukaryota; Dinophyceae; Suessiales; Symbiodiniaceae. The record is from the annotation of a GenBank genome assembly.
AUGGUGCCCGUGAAGAAUUAUCUUCAGCCGGGAGAAUGGGUGGGCUUGUUCAAUCCGAAUGCCAAGCGUUUCCUCCAAAUGCACGGCUCCGGCAUCGGGUGCAGCAAUCAAUUUCAUCUCUUCGCCGUCCUGCAGGAUGGCCAUACCUACGAGCGAUUCAGGGUGGUUGAUGCUGGCAAUGGCAUGGUUGCACUGCACAACCACAUUUUCAAUCGCUACGUGAGCAUGAUCUGGAAUGGCCACGCUCAUGUGAUGACCCGAAGCGGGGAGUCCCCUGAC